Globicephala melas (long-finned pilot whale) is the source of this 7427-nucleotide messenger RNA. It is a transcript of the gene USP47, whose product is annotated as ubiquitin specific peptidase 47. Gene Ontology annotation, cellular component: cytosol; nucleus. Gene Ontology annotation, molecular function: cysteine-type deubiquitinase activity. Lineage: Eukaryota; Metazoa; Chordata; Mammalia; Artiodactyla; Delphinidae. Gene Ontology annotation, biological process: protein deubiquitination. The record is from RefSeq and is a predicted model, not a curated record.
CUGGGGGAGGGGCCGACGACGAAGGCGGCUGCGGCGGCGACGACGGCGGAGCCUUGGGUCGGUGUCUGCGCGCUGGUGUCUGAGGCCCAGGCUGAGGCCUCCUCGGUAGCCCGAGCGCAGGCGGUGGUGAGGAUGACGGCCGCUGCCGUUUUCUCCUGAGCUAGAGCCGCCGCUACCCUCCCCCUCCGCCGGCAGGGCGGAGAGGAGCGGCCGGAGUCUGAGCGAUGGUGCCCGGCGAGGAGAACCAACUGGUCCCGAAGGAGGUUUUGGUGAUUCUGAAUAAGCUGCUACAAAUAUCUGUGUACAGCUUUUUCUUUUGGUAGACAUAUGUCUUCAUAUGGUAGAAAAUGCUGCUGAAGAACCAAGAGUCUUAUGUAUAAUACAAGAUACUACUAAUUCAAAGACAGUGAAUGAACGGAUCACUUUAAAUUUACCAGCUUCUACACCUCUCAGAAAGCUCUUUGAAGAUGUGGCCAACAAAGUAGGCUACAUAAAUGGAACCUUUGAUUUGGUGUGGGGGAAUGGAAUCAAUUCUGCUGAUAUGGCUCCACUGGAUCAUACCAGUGACAAGUCUCUUCUUGAUGCUAAUUUUGAGCCAGGAAAGAAGAACUUUCUGCAUUUGACAGAUAAAGAUGGUGAACAGCCUCAAAUACUGCUGGAGGAUUCCAGUGCUGGGGAUGACAGUGUUCAUGACAAAUUUAUAGGUCCACUUCCAAGAGAAGGUUCUGUGGGCUCUACCAGUGAUUAUGUCAGCCAAAGCUACUCCUAUUCAUCUAUUUUGAAUAAAUCAGAAACUGGAUAUGUGGGAUUAGUAAACCAAGCAAUGACUUGCUAUUUGAAUAGCCUUUUGCAAACACUUUUUAUGACUCCUGAAUUUAGGAAUGCAUUAUAUAAGUGGGAAUUUGAAGAAUCUGAAGAAGAUCCAGUGACGAGUAUACCAUACCAACUUCAAAGGCUUUUUGUUUUGUUACAAACCAGCAAAAAGAGAGCAAUUGAAACCACAGAUGUUACAAGGAGCUUUGGAUGGGAUAGUAGUGAGGCUUGGCAGCAGCAUGAUGUACAAGAACUGUGCAGAGUCAUGUUUGAUGCUUUGGAACAGAAAUGGAAACAAACAGAACAGGCUGAUCUUAUAAAUGAACUGUAUCAAGGCAAGCUGAAGGACUACGUGAGAUGUCUGGAAUGUGGUUAUGAGGGUUGGAGAAUCGACACAUAUCUUGAUAUUCCAUUGGUCAUCCGACCUUAUGGGUCCAGCCAAGCAUUUGCUAGUGUGGAGGAAGCAUUGCAUGCAUUUAUUCAGCCAGAGAUCCUGGAUGGCCCAAAUCAAUAUUUUUGUGAACGUUGUAAGAAGAAGUGUGAUGCACGAAAGGGUCUUCGGUUUUUGCAUUUCCCUUAUCUGCUGACCUUACAACUGAAAAGAUUUGAUUUUGAUUAUACAACCAUGCACAGGAUUAAAUUGAAUGAUCGGAUGACAUUUCCCGAGGAACUAGACAUGAGUACAUUUAUUGAUGUUGAAGAUGAGAAAUCUCCUCAGACUGAAAGUUGCACUGACAGUGGAGCAGAAAAUGAAGGCAGUUGUCACAGUGAUCAAAUGAGCAAUGAUUUCUCCAAUGAUGAUGGUGUUGAUGAAGGGAUCUGCCUUGAAAGCAAUAGUGGAACUGAAAAGAUUCCAAAACCUGGGCUUGAAAAGAAUUCUUUGAUCUAUGAGCUCUUCUCGGUUAUGGUUCAUUCAGGGAGUGCUGCUGGUGGUCAUUACUAUGCUUGUAUAAAGUCAUUCAGUGAUGAGCAGUGGUACAGCUUCAAUGAUCAACAUGUCAGCAGGAUAACACAAGAGGACAUUAAGAAAACACAUGGUGGAUCUUCAGGAAGCAGAGGCUAUUACUCCAGUGCUUUUGCAAGCUCCACAAAUGCAUAUAUGCUGAUAUAUAGACUGAAGGACCCAGCAAGAAAUGCAAAAUUUCUAGAAGUAGAUGAAUAUCCAGAACAUAUUAAAAAUUUGGUGCAGAGAGAGAGAGAAUUGGAAGAACAAGAAAAGAGGCAACGAGAAAUUGAGCGCAAUACAUGCAAGAUAAAAUUAUUCUGUUUGCAUCCUGUGAAACAAGUGAUGAUGGAAAAUAAAUUGGAGGUUCAUAAGGAUAAGACAUUAAAGGAAGCAGUAGAAAUGGCUUAUAAGAUGAUGGAUUUAGAAGAGGUGAUACCUAUGGAUUGCUGUCGUCUUGUUAAAUAUGAUGAGUUUCAUGAUUAUCUUGAACGAUCAUAUGAAGGAGAAGAAGAUACACCAAUGGGACUUUUACUGGGUGGAGUCAAGUCAACAUACAUGUUUGAUCUGCUGUUGGAGACAAGAAGACCCGAUCAGGUUUUCCAGUCUUACAAACCCGGAGAAGUGAUGGUGAAGGUUCAUGUUGUUGAUCUAAAGGCAGAAUCUGUAGCUGCUCCUAUCACUGUUCGAGCUUACUUAAAUCAAACAGUUACAGAGUUCAAACAGCUUAUUUCAAAGGCCAUCUAUUUACCUGCUGAAACAAUGAGAAUAGUGCUGGAACGCUGCUACAAUGAUUUGCGUCUUCUCACUGUGCCCAGUAAAACCCUGAAAGCUGAAGGGUUUUUUAGAAGUAACAAGGUGUUUGUUGAAAGUUCUGAGACUUUGGAUUACCAGAUGGCCUUUACAGACUCUCAUUUAUGGAAACUCCUGGAUCGGCAUGCAAAUACAAUCAGAUUAUUUGUUUUGUUACCUGAACAAUCUCCAGGAUCUUAUUCCAAAAGGACAGCAUACCAGAAAGCUGGGGGUGACUCUGGUAAUGUGGAUGAUGACUGUGAAAGAGUCAAAGGACCUGCAGGGGGUCUAAAGUCUGUGGAAGCUAUUCUAGAAGAAAGCACUGAAAAACUCAAAAGCUUGUCACUGCAACAGCAGCAGGAGGGAGAUAAUGGGGACAGCAGCAAAAGUACUGAGACAAGUGACUUUGAAAACAUUGAAUCACCUCUCAAUGAGAGGGACUCUUCAGCCUCAGUGGAUAAUAGAGAACUUGAACAGCAUAUUCAGACUUCCGAUCCUGAAAAUUUUCAGUCUGAAGAACGAUCAGAUUCAGAUGUGAAUAAUGACAGGAGUACAAGUUCAGUGGACAGUGAUAUUCUUAGCUCAAGUCAUAGCAGUGAUACUUUGUGCAAUGCAGAUAAUGCUCAAAUCCCUUUGGCUAAUGGACUUGACUCUCAUAGCAUCACGAGUAGUAGAAGAACUAAAGCGAAUGAAGGGAAAAAGGAGACAUGGGAUACAGCAGAAGAAGACUCCGGAACGGACAGUGAAUAUGAUGAGAGUGGCAAGAGUAGGGGAGAAAUACAGUACAUGUAUUUCAAAGCAGAACCCUAUGCUGCAGAUGAAAGUUCUGGGGAAGGACAUAAAUGGUUGAUGGUGCAUGUUGAUAAAAGAAUUACUCUGGCUGCUUUCAAACAACAUUUAGAGCCCUUUGUUGGAGUUUUGUCCUCUCACUUCAAGGUCUUUCGCGUGUAUGCCAGCAAUCAAGAGUUUGAGAGCGUCCGGCUAAAUGAGACACUUUCAUCAUUUUCAGAUGACAAUAAGAUUACAAUUAGACUGGGGAGAGCACUUAAAAAAGGAGAAUACAGAGUUAAAGUGUACCAGCUUCUAGUCAAUGAACAAGAGCCGUGCAAGUUUCUGCUAGAUGCUGUGUUUGCUAAAGGAAUGACUGUACGGCAAUCAAAAGAGGAGUUAAUUCCUCAGCUCAGGGAGCAAUGUGGUUUAGAGCUCAGUAUUGACAGGUUUCGUCUAAGGAAAAAAACAUGGAAGAAUCCUGGCACUGUCUUUUUGGAUUAUCAUAUUUAUGAAGAAGAUAUUAAUAUUUCCAGCAACUGGGAGGUUUUCCUUGAAGUUCUUGAUGGGGCAGAGAAGAUGAAAUCCAUGUCACAACUCGCAGUUUUGUCAAGACGGUGGAGGCCUUCAGAGAUGAAGUUGGAUCCCUUCCAGGAGGUUGUGUUGGAAAGCAGUAGUGUUGAUGAGUUGCGAGAGAAGCUUUGUGAAAUCAGUGGAAUUCCUUUAGAAGAUAUUGAAUUUGCCAAGGGUAGAGGAACUUUUCCCUGUGAUAUUUCUGUCCUUGAUAUUCAUCAGGAUUUGGACUGGAAUCCUAAAGUUUCUACCCUGAAUGUCUGGCCUCUUUAUAUCUGUGAUGAUGGUGCAGUCAUAUUUUAUAGGGAUAAAACAGAAGAAUUAAUGGAGUUGACAGAUGAGCAAAGAAAUGAACUGAUGAAAAAAGAAAGCAGUCGACUCCAGAAGACGGGACAUCGUGUAACGUACUCACCUCGGAAAGAAAAAGCACUAAAAAUAUAUCUGGAUGGAGCACCAAAUAAAGAUCUGACUCAAGACUGACUCUGCUAGUGUAGCAUUUUCCCUGGGGGAUUUUGGUUUUAAUUAGACGGUUCACUGCUACUGUGUAGUGUGCCAUUAUAGCCGGACGUGGUUAGGGGUAACCCAGUGAUACCAGCACUGAUUGGACUGCCCUUCACCAAUCAGAAGCUCAGUGCCCAAUGGGCCACUGUUUUGACUUGGAAUCAUGUUGUGCACUAUAGUCAAAUGUACUGUAAAGUGAAAAGGGAUGUGCAAAAAAAUAAAAACAAAAAGCAAAACCUGCUACUAGAAAAGGGGAAAGGGGAAUGAGUAAACUUCUUUUCUUGCAGACAGAUGUGCACAUAGCCGCUAGUCAAACCAGCCUCAAACAGGAUGCUCAUAGCUUAAUAAUAAAAGCUGUGCAAAGGCCAUGAAUGAAUGAAUUUCUGUUUAUUUCACUGAUACACACAUUACCUCAUUGACAAUUCGGAAGUAAAUGCAACGUGUGUUGACUCUUGGAAAGCAGCAAAAAUAGGAGCAGAAGAAAGAAAUUCUUAGAACCAGCCGUAACCCAGUAAAGAAUCGUGAAGUUGUGUUUUUAUUUUGUUUUCUUUUUUUCGAAGUAUUAAGAACAUUAUUCUAGAUCAUCAAAACAUUUCCUUAGACCACUCCCAGCAGGUGGCAGCUCAAAAUUGCUGCAAUACUGUAAUUAUAACUGAUUGUACGUUAAGUUAUGGAGGUAGAGAAUUCAUUUCACUCAUUCAUUCAGCAUGUAAAUAAAAUUGAUCCUAUUGAGUUAUCAUAAUUGCAGUUCAGCUAUUUCCCAUGGUUAUUCAUUUCACAUAUCAUUCAUGAUGUACAUUUGUGUACAUUGAGAAGUAUAGCAGUUUAUGUAAAUGUAACCCUCAGUGGGGUUCCUCAGUGCUGGGUCCCAUACGAUUGUAUUUGCCCUUGUUAAUGAGGUUUUUCUGUUCAGCGGCUUCGAUUUUUUCCUUUUUUACAUUUAUUUUGAAGAUUUACUCCAAGUUUGAAUCUUCUAAAACCCUUUUAAGUCCCACUUUAAUUUUUGGAGUUGAUACAUAGUUACAUGUAGUUUAACUUUGGGGAAACAACAUCGUUUUGAAUAAACUUGCUAGUAAGUCAGGUCAUGACACAGGCUAAUGCAGUCAACAUGAUUUCAUUGCAAAGUCUAUUCGAAUCGGCAAGUUUUUGCUCUGCUAAAUGCAACUAUUCAAUGAACAUAAUUCUACGUAAAUUUUGAAAAUGCCAUCUAAUUUAUAAAAAAAUCAAUAAAAAGGUUUUGGUAAAACUUUUUCAUGCCAGAUGCUGUUUACAACAAUGAACAUGCCAAUAAAACAUUUGUUCAUUCUGUUGUGUUAUUUUGGUCAUUAAACUUUUGUGGAUGAAGAAUCCGGGUUCAGAAGAGAUUUGUUUUCUUUAAAUACCACAUUUUGUAAUGUAUAUUGAAUAAUUAUCUCAUCUCUGUGGUAACGUAUGUUUACAGUAAAGUUCUCAUAAGAGAGAUGAAAAGAUGUUAAUAUUUAACUUUGGAGGAUCCUGUCGAUAUUUCAGAGUCGAAAUUUUACCCUUUUUUUCCUUUUAAGAAAAAAUUAGAAAAUAGUGUUAGCAAAUGUUGGUUGCAGUUUGAAUAUAAUGAUUGAGAGUUCCAUAAUAUCUUAAAAGUCCCUACGAGGGGAAAAAAUUUUUUUCUAAGACAUGUUUCUCACUAAUUUUUAUUCCAUAUAAACUCUGUAGCAUUCUGCUAAAUUUGAUGGCGGUAGUGUUCUGGGUUUGCAUUAGUGGAAUUGGUGGUGUUCUCAGAGGAAAACUUGAAGCAUUUGUGAUGAGUUGUUUUUUCAGAUCAUUUCGAUUUUCUGAUGUAACAUGACAGCUCUUUGGUUCUGAUGCAGGCCAGCUUCCUUGGGAUAUAGGGGUCAGUAAAUGUGCUUUCUGCUUUCAAGGACUGACUGUGGAGCAGAGGAGGCAGAUUUGUAAGUAAAAUGGGUUUGGGGCCGUGUUUGGUUUGGUUUAGUGUCCCUAUAAGAGGAAAUGGUAGAAUCUUCAUACCUGCUCCUCAUUCUGUGCCUUCUGCCCUUUUUAUUGUUUGUUUCGUGUUUGCUGUUUCUAAUUGCAGGUGUAUUACAAAUACCAAGGGUAAAGAAAAUAUAUAUUUCAUUAUGGAAAAGAAAAAGUUAAAGCUUCUUGCUCUUCAGUGCCUGAUAGAGAACACAAUGUUGCACUUGAAUAAUUUCAGUAAAGGGGGUGGUGAUUUCAAAGUGGAUUUGUGGCAGUGGGAACAGUAAUUUGCGGGAAAGAGAUUAAUGUGUCAACCUCCCCCAGACUCAGAGAAACAAGUGAGCACCUGUAAGCCAAAGGGCACAUUAACUGUGUGUUCCCAGGCCUGGGGCAGUGGAACCUGGUGAUCACUCAUCUGCUGAAUCUUCUGAGUCUGAGGCAGGCCACAUGCAAUAAAGAGUGACCCGUGUUCCCCAUGGGUCAUGCCAAGGUUUUGAAGAGUUUUUACUGUGGGGAAGAUGAGUUUGUGUCAGCCAGGGACGCCCUGUGAGAACCAAGUACCUACAUAUCUAAGGCAGGUGCUGAAGGUCAGGGGUCCAUUUUGGUGAAGAAGCCAGAGCUAUGGUUUCAGGACUCUGCCUUGUUUAUUUAGCUGGUCUGUGCAGUGUUUAUUUAGCUGGUCUGAACAGAGGUUUGCUAGAUGAACGUCUACUUCUCAAACGAAGUGUAAGUAAGUGAUAGUAACCAUGACAAGAUAAAAAGAGUGAGGGACGGAGCCCUAUACUAACUACACAGUGUUUGGUAAUCUCUUUUGUAAUGGAAUGGAAAGUACUUUAAAACUCUUGAGAAAACAGAAAGUACUUUAAAAUUCUGAGGAAACGGGGGUGAACUAUGCCACAGCUAGAAAACAAUCAAGUAGGCAGGCUACACUGUUAGGAAUGAUAUCUAGGCGGAGAGAGGAGACAGCUAUAAACUUCCAACGUGGUCUGAGGUAGAGUGCACAGCAUCAGAGCACUGCAGUGUUAUUACUAAAUCUGGAAGUGACCUGUGAAUGUAUGGAAUACAAUAAAAUCUUUUAUUCUGA